Molecule: messenger RNA, 3900 nt
Organism: Knipowitschia caucasica
Lineage: Eukaryota; Metazoa; Chordata; Actinopteri; Gobiiformes; Gobiidae
Source: the annotation of a GenBank genome assembly
AUGGGCAGCAGAGUAUUUGGCGUGGUGGUGGUGGUAUGUGUGGUGCGCAUGCGCAGAGCGGCUGGUGGGUUGUGUUGGGACGUGGGCGGAGCUGUGGGACAAGUGUGUGUUUGUGUCUCCCUCUCUACCUCCGUCUGCCCUUCUCCUCAGCCUGAGCCCCGUGGAUGGCGUUUAGACUCGGGACUAACCUGUCUGCUGGCUUUACAGAGCUCGGAUAUCGACCUCAAUUCUCCCAAAUCCCUGUACUCUAAAGAAUCAGUAUAUGACCUCCUCCCAAAAGAACUCCAGCUCCAGCCGUCGUCCGCCCAGACAGAGCCAGCCUCCAUGAGCCAGCAGAGCGGAGGAGAGGCAGGCCCUCCUCCCUUAGCAGCAUUAGCUUCUGUUCACUGCUCCAUAGAUGCCACCUCUUCCACCUGCAGCCCCUCCACCUCCUCCUCCCUGGCAGCACCAUGCUCCGGGCCCUCCUCCGAGCUCCUCAACAUCCCCAAGCACAUGCACUCAGAAGGGGCCAUGGAGGACUCCAUGUCUGGCUCCAGUCAGCCCAACAGCUCUGGCUCCACUACUGCUGUAGACAUGGGGUCAGGCACAUCAGGACUGGGGGUGCAGCAGGCUCAAAACACGCCCUCCAAACGAAGACCUGCUCUCAGCAUAUCACCGCCUCCUGAGGACCUGUUUGAUGACAGUCAGAUGUCCUGCCAAGAUGAGCCCACUGGAUCUGGCCCUCCACCUCCAGAAUCUGAGCACAGCAGCAGCAUGUGGGCUGAUGAUUCUCUUUCCAACUUCAGUUUGCUCAGCACUGUGUCCUACAACGACAACAAUGAGGUUCCAAGGAAGUCCAGAAAGCGGACGCCUCGCCAGCGGCCUGGCCCCAAAGCCACGGCCCCUGAGGACAGCAUGGAUGUGUUUGAUGCAGACAGCGCCAAAGCCCCUCACUUUGUCCUGUCUCAGCUGGGCUCAGACAAGAACAGUGGUCUGGAGCCGGGAAGUGCAGUGAAGAGUGGGCUGCUGUGUGGUCAGUUCCCAUCGAGAAGUGACGGCAAAGAGCUGAAGAUCCUGGUGCAGCCUGAAACCCAGCACAGGGCUCGGUAUUUGACCGAGGGCAGCCGUGGCUCUGUCAAAGAUCGCACACAACAGGGCUUCCCGACCAUAAAGUUGGAAGGAGUCAAUGAAGCCGUCACCCUGCAGAUUUUUGUGGCCAAUGAUACUGGUCGUGUGAAGCCUCAUGGUUUCUACCAGGCCUGCAAAGUCACUGGCCGAAACACCACUGUCUGCACAGAGGUGGACAUCGAAGGCACCACUGUUAUUGAGGUUCCCCUGGAGCCCAGUAAUGAAAUGACUCUUGCGGUGGACUGUGUUGGAAUCCUGAAGCUGCGUAAUGCAGAUGUAGAAGCUCGUAUUGGUGUGGCAGGAUCAAAAAAAAAGAGCACUCGAGCCAGACUGGCCUUCAGAGUGACCAUCCCUCAGCCUGAUGGAUCAGUGCUCACAUUACAAGUCCCAUCGUCACCCAUCCUCUGCACCCAGCCUGCAGGUGUGCCUGAGAUUCUAAAGAAGAGUCUUCACAGUUGCUCAGUGAAAGGCGAAGAGGAGGUUUUUAUUAUCGGAAAGAAUUUCCUCAAAGGAACUAAAGUUAUUUUCAAAGAAAAUAUUACAGAUGAGAAUUCAUGGCAAGCUGAGGGAAAAGUUGACAUGGACUUUUUCCAUCAGAAUCACCUGAUUGUCACAGUUCCUCCAUUUCACAAUCAGUCAAUUACUUCACCCGUUUCAGUGGGAAUAUUUGUGAUGACAAAUGCUGGUAGAUCACAUGAGGCCCAGUCCUUCACCUACUCUCCAGAUCCAGUUGAUAACACAAUCCAAACUGUAAAAACAGAAGGAACUUCAUUGGUGAAAACAUGCAUAUUUGAUGAGCAGAUCAAAACCAUGUCUUCUGACCAGACUGAGGGUUCUAGACCGAUGUCCAAACAGGAAGUGACUCCAAUGGAAGUGUCAAGCCUCCCAUCAUCAGAUGUGUUUAAACCAUCCUCUGACACCUUGAGCUCAGUACAACAGAGUUUGGAUCUUUCCUCCAGCACUCUCCCAGUUUCAGAGUCUUUUCAAACUCCAAUGCCUCUUCAGCCUGAAGAUGUUGAUCUUCCCACUGCUCCUGCUGUGUUUUCAAGCCUUGACUCCCUGAGUGCUAUCCAAAAGCAGGACAUUGCCUCUUCUACUGCGCCUUUCCCAGUUUCUGGGGACACAUCUAUCCCUCCUGUAACUCCUGAGGUGCCUCAGCAGUUCCUCCGUGACCCCCAGGAGAGCCCUGCCUCGGAAACGGCCAACAAUAGUGGGGGAGUGGUCGUGAUGGCUCUGCCUCAAAUGGCUGCCCCCACACAGCCUCAGUCACAAGUGUCUAUGUUUGUUCAGGAUGGUGUGGCCCAGCUGGAGCAGGCUGUGCGUGAGCUCCAAUCUGGGAACAGCAGCACACUGCAACAGGUCCUGGAGGCGGCUGUGGCUCAGCAGCAGCAGCUAAACUCAGUGCUGUACAGCCCUACUCCCUCAGCAGAGUCUUUGCAGCAGCACGUCCAGGAGAACAUGAACAGCCUCUGUCUUGGAACCAAUGAUGGCCCCAUGAGCACACAACAACAUCUGCACUUACAGCAGCAGCACUUCCAACAGCAGCAAGUGCUGGGCAACAUGCAGAUGCAACAACAACAACUGCUGCUGCAGCCACAGGAGCAGAUCAACCUUCAACAGAGCCAGGGCCAAGUACUGAACAACAUGCAACUGCAGGAUCAGCAGCAACAAACGCAGAUCCUCAACAAUCUGCAGAUGCAGCAGCAGCAGAUGAUGGACAAUAUUCAGAGUCCAAACUCCACACAAGUGCUGGGGAACAUGCAGGUCCAAACCCAACAGCAAUCCCAGAUACUCAACAACCUGCAGAUGCAGCAGCAACAGCAGAUCCUGGACAACAUUCAUCAGCAGUCUACAAUCCUUGGCAGUAUGCAAAUUCAAGAUCAGCAGCAGCAGACCCAGAUUCUGAGUAGUCUGCAGAUGCAGCAGCAGCAACAGACGCAGGUGUUGAACAACUUGCAGCAGCAGCAGCAGGUCUUGGAGAACCUGCAGCAGCAGCUCCAGGCUGAGCUCCUGCAGCCCCAGGUGCAGCAGCCCGUAUCUCUGCUGCAGCAGGCUGGAGAGCUGCUCACCAUCCAGACCAGCUUCCCCUCUCAGCCACCCUCACACAGCUCUCCCCCACAGCAGCUCUUCCAGUCUCCCUGCCCUUUGGCUGAAACACAGGGCAACCAGCAGCAGGUGCUGCUGCAGAAUACCAUUAAUGCGCUGACUGAUACCACCGAGCCCAUGUCUUUUCAAGAUGGGAGCUCAGGCAGCAACUCUGCAUCCACCGGUAGCCGACAAGCAAAUCUCUUCCAGGAGCAGCAGCCGAUGCAGGUGGUCUCAGGCUCUAAUGUCCAGAACAGUCAGCCGGUAGACCUUUUUCUUCCCUCAGCAUCUAUGUCCAACCUGCAGAGCACCCUUGGGGCGCAGGAGUUAACUAAUCAGGCCACAAACAGUGGAACUACCAUAUUUUUGGUCCAGAGUGCUGUCGGAGUAGUUGGCAACCCUGGGCAGCAUCCUCCAGAGCAGCUGUUUCAAACAAACAUCACAGGGAAUGUUACUUCACAGGGCCAGGCCAACGUUUUCGUGUUUGGCAUUCAGAAUGAUUCGCAGCUGCUAAGUUCAUCUGGAAGCUCAUUGCCCGCUCAGAACCAGGCUCAGACUGCCACACACAUGCAGAGCCUGCUGGACCAGACUAUGGGUCAGGCACCACCCUCCAAUCCUCCCUCGCUUCACAGUGGUCUGCAGAACUCCCUUGAGAUCAUGUUCGAGAGCAGUACUGAUGUUUCCAAGCAUUCCGUUCCUCUGGGUUAG